Trichoderma citrinoviride is the source of this 1551-nucleotide messenger RNA. RefSeq names its product heme-dependent catalase. The record is from RefSeq and is a predicted model, not a curated record. Gene Ontology annotation, biological process: response to hydrogen peroxide; hydrogen peroxide catabolic process. Bases 1 to 1551 code for a protein of 516 amino acids. Gene Ontology annotation, cellular component: cytoplasm; mitochondrion; peroxisome. NCBI's taxonomy places the organism in Eukaryota, Fungi, Ascomycota, Sordariomycetes, Hypocreales, Hypocreaceae. The transcript has 8 exons. Gene Ontology annotation, molecular function: heme binding; catalase activity.
AUGCAGAGCGCGAAUGAAGGGCCUGCGGAUAUCAUUGCCAAGGUAUCCGGUGUUGUGUCUGGCGGUAAGAGGGAGGAUGACGGCCUCUACUUUACCAACAAUGAGGGAAUUCCGUUUCCCGAUCCUGCCCAUAGCAAGACUGUCGGAGGAAUCCCAGUUGCAAGUGAUGUGUUUCUCUUCCAGAAGCAGCAGCAUUUCAACCGAUCCAAGCCAUUGGAGCGAAUGGUUCACCCUUGCGGCUCUGGAGCUUUUGGCUACUUUGAGUGCACUCAGGAUGUCACCGACCUCACCAAAGCCGACUUCCUUUCCAGCCGUGGUGAGAAAACGCCCGUCUUUGUGCGAUUCUCUACCGUGACUUUUGGUCGCGAGUUCCCAGACCAAGGGCGAAACCCGCGCGGAUUUGCCAUCAAGUUUUACACCACGGAGGGCAACUAUGACAUUGUUGGCCUCAACUUUCCCGUGUUCUUCUGUCGAGAUCCCAUUCAGGGUCCCGAUGUCAUUCGCUCCCAGAGCCGCUGGCGUUUCAACCAUGGAUAUGGCUGCCACACCUUCAAGUGGGUGAACAAGAACGGCGAAUUUGUCUACAUCAAGUACCACUUCAUCGCCAAGCACGGACAAAAGACCUUUACCGACGAGGAAGCCGUCGCCAUGUGCGGCAGAGACCCGGAUUAUUCCAAGCGCGAUCUCUGGGAUGCAAUUGAGCGCGGCGAGGAGAUCGAAUGGACUGCUUAUGUGCAGGUGAUGCAGCCCGACCAGGCAGAUCCCGAUAAGCUUGGCUUCGACCCCUUUGAUGUUACCAAGGUCUGGCCGAGGAGUCAAUUCCCCAUGAAGGAGUUUGGCCGGCUCGUGCUGAACAAGAACCCGGAGAACUUCCACCGCGAUGUGGAACAGGCCGCUUUUUCACCUGGCAGCAUGGUGCCAGGCAUCGAGGACUCUCCGGAUCCGCUGCUUCAGUUCCGCAUGUUCUUCUACCGUGACGCUCAGUACCAUCGCAUCGGUGUCAACUUGCAUCAAAUUCCGGUCAACUGUCCUUUCAUGGCCAAGUCGUAUGCGUCGCUCAACUUUGACGGCCCGAUGAGGACGGACGCCAAUCAUGCCGGCAACAAGCAGUACGCUCCCAACAGCUUUGCGCACAAGUUCCGGCCCGACACGGCGGAGGCGCCGUAUGCUGUCAGCGAUAACAUUGUUAGCCGGAAGAGCCACUACUGGCACGAGGGUAAAAAGAAUGACUACGACCAAGCGACGGAGCUCUGGACCAGAGUUAUGACGCCUCAGGAGAGGGAGAAUACGUGCAAGAAUACGGCCAAGUAUCUCAGCCUCGUGAAAUAUAAAAAUAUCAGGUCUAAGUAUCUCGCUCAGCUCUACAACAUCUCUCCCGACUACGCGACUGGCGUCUUCGAACUUCUCAAUGAAACCGAGUUUGACUUGAACGAAGUCAAGAGCCUGGCAGAAACAGCCCAGGAGUGGUACAAGGAGAAGAAAUUUAUGCCUUCUACUGGGGAGAAGUUGAUGGGUAAUGUCCCUGGGAUGCCUGUGUAUAAUAAUAUGUGA